Messenger RNA from Closterium sp. Yama58-4, 198 nucleotides. The record is from the annotation of a GenBank genome assembly. NCBI's taxonomy places the organism in Eukaryota, Viridiplantae, Streptophyta, Zygnematophyceae, Desmidiales, Closteriaceae.
AGGGCUGCGCGUCCACGAGAGGGCUGCGCUGCUCUGCAGGGGAGGUGAUCUGCGUGGUGGACGCUGCCUGCCCCCACAGAUUCCACGCCGCUCGGACCUGCCCUGGGCAGUGGGCGAGGAGGACUUGACUCACUGCCUGGAGCUGAGGGACCUCAAGGGGCGCUCCGCCAUGGUCAUGCCCGUGUGCGCCCAUGAUGG